AUGACUGAGCCUGAGAACUUCGAGGAUGAUCUCUUCGCCGACCUCUACGAUGACAACGAUGCCGCAAAGCCAGCGUCUGCUCCCGCUGCAGCAGCCCCCCCUGCCCCAGACGUUCAGCCUCCUACUAACAUUCACAACAACGACAAUGAUGACCAUAACGGGAUGCAGCAGCAUCAAGAAACUGGAGGUGAUGAACACAUGACUCAAGAUCAAGAUGACGACGACGACGAUGUCGACUUCAAUCUCGGUGGUGGAGGAGGAUACGGCGCAUCCGGUCACACACGCCAGGCUGAUAUGCAUGACGAUGCUCCAACACCUCCAUACGGAACCGUACACAAGGCGAGUGCCAAAGAAGAUGGUAAAAUGUUCAUAGGCGGUCUGAACUGGGAAACCACUGAUCAAUCAUUGCGGGAUUACUUCUCACAGUUUGGUGAAGUCGUUGAAUGCACAGUCAUGAGAGACAGCAGUACCGGCCGGUCGCGAGGAUUUGGUUUCUUGACUUUCAAGGACGCCAAGACAGUCAACAUCGUCAUGGUCAAGGAGCAUUUCCUUGAUGGCAAGAUCAUCGACCCCAAACGUGCCAUUCCCCGAGACGAACAAGAGAAGACGAGUAAAAUCUUCGUCGGAGGUGUCAGCCAGGAAACCACCGAUCAAGAAUUCAAGGAAUACUUUGCACAGUUCGGCCGCGUCGUAGACGCAACUCUUAUGAUGGACAAAGAUACCGGUCGUCCACGAGGAUUCGGGUUUGUGACGUUCGAAAAUGAAGCCGGCGUCGAUGCCUGUAUCAACGUACCACUAGAAAUUCACGGAAAACCCAUCGAGGUCAAGAAAGCCCAGCCUAGAGGCAACCUUCGAGAAGAGGAAGAGGCCUCACGACGCGGCAAGUUUAGGAAAGACGGCGACCAGUCAAGCCAGGGCUCCAUGGGCCAACAGAUGGGCAACAACGGCAUGACACCCCAAGUCAUGGCCCAAUACUUUCAACGCAUGCAACAGUAUUUCGCUAUGAUGCAGUCACAGAUGGCCAUGAGCCGAGGAAUGCCCAUGAACCCAGCCAUGUGGCAGAACAUGAUGCAGAUGCAACAGAUGCAACAACAGAUGAUGGGUCGAGGAGGCGGUGGUGCCAAUGCUCAGAACAUGAUGCAAAACAUGAACCCACAGAUGAUGCAGCAGAUGCAACAAAUGCAGCAACAGAUGAUGCAACAGCAGGGCCAGCAAGGUGGUCAAGAUGCUGCUUCCGGCAGUGCUAGUCCCACUGCCUCUGCCAGCGGUGGUGGUGGUGGUGGUGGUGGUGGUCGAGGAUACGACAAUAACAACUACAAUCAAUACCAACAAGCUCAAGGAGGUCGUCGUGGGGGCCGUGGAGGCUACGGCGGUCAUGGAGGAGGUCAUGGAGGCUAUGGUAUGGGUGGAGGAGGGGGAGCCCCUACUUCAUGGGAGGGCAUGUACGACGACGUUCCUCAGCCAAACGCCCAAGGCUCAGGUGGCUUUAACCGUGCUGGCAGUGCCAGUGCGAACUCUGACCCGCAACAUGCACCACCCGCCAAUGCGCCUACAGGACCCAAAAACGCCGGUAAACCUGGAGCCAAUUACCGUGGAGGAGGACGGGGUGGAAACCGCGGCUUUCACCCUUACUCACGAUAA
Molecule: messenger RNA, 1641 nt
Organism: Fusarium tjaetaba
Lineage: Eukaryota; Fungi; Ascomycota; Sordariomycetes; Hypocreales; Nectriaceae
Product: heterogeneous nuclear ribonucleoprotein HRP1
Exons: 5
Coding region: 1-1641 (546 amino acids)
Molecular function (GO): RNA binding
Source: RefSeq, a predicted model, not a curated record